Dermatophagoides pteronyssinus (European house dust mite) is the source of this 1335-nucleotide messenger RNA. RefSeq names its product tafazzin, phospholipid-lysophospholipid transacylase (gene Taz). Gene Ontology annotation, cellular component: mitochondrial membrane. Lineage: Eukaryota; Metazoa; Arthropoda; Arachnida; Sarcoptiformes; Pyroglyphidae. Gene Ontology annotation, molecular function: 1-acylglycerophosphocholine O-acyltransferase activity. Gene Ontology annotation, biological process: inner mitochondrial membrane organization; cardiolipin acyl-chain remodeling. The record is from RefSeq and is a predicted model, not a curated record.
UAAUGUCUAAUAAUAUUGAUGACAAUGAUGAAACAAAACAAACAACAAUAUCAGCCAACAAAUCUAUCUAAAGAAGAGCUUGAGCAAAAAUCACCAAAAUCAUCAUUAGAAAAACAACAACAUCAUUAUCGUUAUAAAUGGCCAACACUUUUAUCUACUGAUAAUCCAUCAUUUGGUUGGUAUAUUGGAUCACAUUUCAUUAUACCAAUUGUUGGAUUAUUUAGUAAAUUUUGGAUGAAUAUUGUAAAUAAAAGUACUGUUUAUAAUGCAAAUGUUUUCAAUGAAACACUUAAUCGAAAUUAUUUGGCAUUAAUUUCUUCAUCAUCUCAAAAAUCCAAAUUACCACGACGACCAUUGAUAACAUAUUGUAAUCAUACUUCGUGUAUGGAUGAUCCAUUAAUUUGGGGAUCAUUAAUGCCAUUUAAUUGGCUUUUAAAUUCAAAUCGUUUACGUUGGACAUCGGCUGCAGCUGAAAUCUGUUUCAAUUCACCAAUUUAUACAACAUUUUUUGCUCUGGGUAAAACAUUUCCAAUGAUUCGUGGUGAUGGAAUAUAUCAACCAGCAAUGAAUUAUGCUUCAAAAUUAAUGCGCGAUGGUGAAUGGUUACAUUUUUUUCCCGAAGGAAAAGUUAUUCCACGACCAGAAAAUGCUGAUCCAAAAUUAUUGAAUUUUACUCUUGUUGAUGGUAAAUAUGAUCAAAGUCAACAACAACAACUAGUCAACAACGAUGAUAAAACAUCAUUAUCAGAUAAACAACAACAAUACUCAUUGAAAUGGGGUAUGGCACGUUUAAUUAUUGAACAUGUAUUAUCCGAAGGAAAAGAUCAAGAUGAUGAAUAUCAUCAGAUAAAACCUUUGGAAGAAUUUAGUAGCAUUUCUGAUCUGCCACCAUCAUCAUCGAAAUCGAAUCAAUCAGAUGAAACAUUACCUGAAGUUGAUGUACUGCCUAUGUAUCAUUUUGGUAUGGAUGAUGUUUUACCAACAAAAAAACCAUAUAUACCAAGAAUAUUUUGUCGUGUAACAUUUCUAGUCAGACCUGAAGGACCAAUUCGUAUUGAUAGAAAUUUUCUUAUGAAAUUAUUUUCACAAAAUGAUGAUGAUGAAAGUCAAUCAACGUCAACGUUAACAACAAAAUCAUCUUCAUUAACAACAUCACAAUCAUCAACAACAACGAUUGAACUUAGUUUAACUGAAAAACGAAUUCGUUUGAUGAAAUUUCUUGAAAAAGAAUUAAAUAUUUUAGCAGCUAAAACAAAAGCAUUACAUUUUAAUCCAAAAUCAAGUUGAUUUGAUUUUGGUAAAAAAGUUAGAUAAUUUUUUAAAUUUCGUAACACU